CGAUAAGCCAAUGAGGGUUAAGGGGCGGGUGUUAACUUGGUCACGUGGGUGCAACGUUGUAGCAGCAAUAGCAGGGAUGAAGAAAGGGAAUUGGCGUGACAGGGGCAGGGACCGUAGGCGACUCGGUUACCGCUCUGACUGGCAAAGGGACAGGACACAGGAACAAAGGUAUGGCAGCAGUGAAGCAGGCCCCUCCUACAGAGACAGGACCCCAGAGAAUAGGUCUAUUUCUAAUAGUGCAGCCUCCUCCUCCUCCACUGCUCCAGAGCUGCCGGGGUUCUACUUUGACGCUGAGAAGAACCGUUACUUCCGGCUGCUGCCGGGCCACAACAACUGUAACCCUCUGACCAGAGGGCUGCUGCAGGAGAGAGAGCAGGAGAAACACAGGGCCAGGAUGAUCACUGAGGACGAGAGGCCCAGGAAGAAAGCACCAAGAGCAGGCCUGAACUCAGCUCUGUUGCUGCAGAAAAGACACCUGGGUCUGCUACCUGGGAACUCUUACAGUAGGCUGAUCCAUGAGGUGAAGGUGAGUGGGAUGAGACGUCACAGACUGGAGGUCCAGAGCUCUGAAAGCAGCAGUCCCAACACAGACCACUUUAGACUCAUAGUGGGUGACUCUGCAUGUGAGCGAGUGUUCACGGUUAACGACGUGUCUCACGGAGGCUGCAAGUACGGCAUCAUGAACUUCAGAGGCUGCAGCAGGGGCUCCCUGUCCGUCAAGAUGUGUGACAACCUCUACUUUACAAACAGAAAGGUGAACUCUAUCUGCUGGGCCUCCGUCACCCACUCUGACUCACACGUCCUCCUGUGUCUGGUGGGCAUGGCAGAGACUCCUGGCUGUGUCAGUUUACUACCAGCCUCGCUCUUCAGCAACUCCAACCCAGACCAGCCGGGGAUGCUGUGUAGUUUUAAGAUCUCUACAGCCUGGUCCUGUGCCUGGUGUCUCAACCCUCAGGCUGACAAAACAUUUAGCACGGGUCUGUCUCGCAGGGUGAUAGUGACGGACGCAGUGACGGGCAGGAGACAGACCUAUGGCAUCGGCAGUGAUGUGCUGGCACAGCAGUUUGCCCUCAGGGCUCCAGUCCUGUUUAAUGGCUGCAGGUCAGGAGAGAUCUUCAGUAUCGACCUGCGUCAGAGAGGCAGACGGGACCACAGCUGGAAGGCCUGCAGGUUCUCCCAGGACUCUGCUAUCACCUCUGUACGAAUACUACAGGAUGAGAACUACCUACUGGCCGCGGACAUGAUUGGAGAGAUCAAGCUGUGGGAUGUACGAGUAACAAAACCAGUGCGGAAGUACGAGGGUCAUCAUAACCAACACGCCUACUUACCCCUCCACGUCAACGAAGCUGAGGGACUGCUGAUGGCUGUGGGUCAGGACUGCUACACCCGUCUGUGGUCUCUGGGGGACGGCCAGCUCCUGAGGACUAUCCCAUCUCCCCACCCUGCUGGAAAGGACAUGAUCCCCAGCGUGGUCUUCUCUUCUCAGCUAGGAGGCAACAGAGGCCUGCCUGGUCUCCUCAUGGCUGUCAGGCAUGAUCUGUACUACUUCCCUUAUAACAGUGACUACCAGGAGGGAGGAGGAGUAGUGACUGAGGCAGCCUACUAGGGGAGGGCUUGACUGAGGCAGCCUGCUAGGGGAGGGCUUGACUGAGGCAGCCUGCUAGGGGAGGGCUUGACUGAGGCAGCCUGCUAGGGGAGGGCUUGCCUGAGGCAGCCUGCUAGGGGAGGGCUUGCCUGAGGCAGCCUGCUAGGGGAGGGCUUGCCUGAGGCAGCCUGCUAGGGGAGGGCUUGCCUGAGGCAGCCUGCUAGGGGAGGGCUUGCCUGAGGCAGCCUGCUAGGGGAGGGCUUGCCUGAGGCAGCCUGCUAGGGAGGGCUUGCCUGAGGCAGCCUGCUAGGGAGGGCUUGACUGAGGCAGCCUGCUAGGGGAGGGCUUGACUGAGGCAGCCUGCUGGGGGAGGGCUUGACUGAGGCAGCCUGCUGUGGGAGGGCUUGACUGAACCUUUCUUUGCAAAGUAACUGGAAUGAAGGAGACUCUUACUGCCUAAAGUUAUCGGCCUGGAGCUUCAAGACUUCAAGUGGAGAGUUGGGUCUGACCGUAGAGCGUUGGGUCUGACCGUAGAGCUGCGAAGUGGAGAGUUGGGUCUGACCGUGGAGAGCUGCGAAGUGGAGAGUUGGGUCUGACCGUAGAGCUGCGAACUGGAGAGUUGGGUCUGACCGUAGAGCUGCGAAGUGGAGCGUUUGGUCUGACCGUGGAGCUGCGAAGUGGAGAGUUGGGUCUGACCGUGGAGCUGCAGAUGGACUGAUGGAACAUGGAUCCAGGACUCUCUACUAUAUUUGUCUACCAGUGAACCCUGAAUUAUGUCCACAGAAACUGCAAUUCAUCAACUGCUAUUAUUGUAGUUUUUUUUUGUCUUUAUAAUAAUAAUAACGGUAAUUAUUCAUCCGAAACAGAUUUCAAUGAUUGGUUUUUAUAUGAUUCAAAACAAUGUAUUUUAUCCAUGGUGAUUGAAUGGAUGGCUUGGAAUUAUUAAAAAAACAGCAUUGUCAACAGA
Oncorhynchus tshawytscha (Chinook salmon) is the source of this 2552-nucleotide messenger RNA. Its product is annotated as DDB1- and CUL4-associated factor 4-like. NCBI's taxonomy places the organism in Eukaryota, Metazoa, Chordata, Actinopteri, Salmoniformes, Salmonidae. Gene Ontology annotation, molecular function: protein binding. Gene Ontology annotation, cellular component: Cul4-RING E3 ubiquitin ligase complex. The coding region runs from base 11 to 1606 and encodes 531 amino acids. The record is from RefSeq and is a predicted model, not a curated record. The transcript is spliced from 15 exons.